GGAGUAAGUCACGAUUACAGCCACAAAUCUUAAGGAAAUAAAAACGAACCCAUUUCAGUUGAUAACUGCGAUAACAAUGCGAAUAACGUUGCCAACCAUAUUAGAAUACGAUAAUCAGUUUGUGUUUGCAAAAUUGAAGUAUCUGGUGAUAAGGGUUUAUUUAUCACUAACUGGGAUUAUAGUGCUUGAAAUGUUACUCAUAUAUCUAAGUGUUAUUCUGAUCUAUAUGACAACCGAUUGGAUUGCUGUGCUGUAUUUACCUCUGCUUAUAUAUGCUAUGCAUCGUACAUAUGCCACUUGUGUUUUGUAUCUAGCGAGGCUUAUAAGUGACAAAGAUGCUUAUCUUUUUCUAACUGAACAUUGGCGCAGAUACUUUGAGCAUGAUGAUCAAUUUUGGAUUGAGAUACAGACAAAGUUGCAGUGUUGUGGUUUGGAAAGCCCACGAACUUAUCUGAUGUACUCGCGCCAGGUGCAUCCGACCUGCUAUAGUCAUCAUCAUGGAGAAAUCGAAUUGAUCACCAGAGGAUGUGAGGAUGUUGUCUACGAUCAUUUCUUUGCUGUGCAGAUUCUCGCCAAGGGACUCAGCUGGUUAGCAUUGGGUCUUCAGUUGUUAGCGACUGUGUUCUACUUGGGUUUUGUGCUUCACAAAUAUAUGUACAUUAUUUAUCCAAAUAUGAGGAGAGUCAGAAUAUACAUUUACUAAUUUGAGAU
Drosophila grimshawi is the source of this 711-nucleotide messenger RNA. RefSeq lists its product as uncharacterized. Gene Ontology annotation, cellular component: membrane. The record is from RefSeq and is a predicted model, not a curated record. Bases 77 to 703 code for a protein of 208 amino acids. The transcript is spliced from 3 exons. NCBI's taxonomy places the organism in Eukaryota, Metazoa, Arthropoda, Insecta, Diptera, Drosophilidae.